AUGAGCUCCCGGGCGUCCUCGUUAGGUCUCCUUGCAGGCACUGACGCGCUCACCCCGCGCAGGCUCCAGCCCUUGGCGUGCGGAGGCCUUGCCGGCCCCAGGGCUGCGCGCGCAUCCUCGCGCCACCUGCGGUCAGCCCUUCCUGCCGCCUCCUCUAGAAGUCCAAAUUUGGGGAGCUCAGUGGAGGAUGCCAACUGUUAUGCCUUUGUUCAACUAGCUUUUGUUGAGUCUCGUGAUGACAGAUGUGUGAGUAUCUCACCGAAGCUGAAGCCCUUCCUGGUGGAAGUAAGCAUGCACCAGACCCAGAAGUUGGAACAGCCAAAGGAGGACUUUGACGUUUUUGUGGCCCUCGAAGGGGUGUUGAAGUCCACGUGCAUGAAUCCGGGGUUCUCCCUGAGCACCCAGGUUGACUGGGCCCCGUGGUCCUUUAUGACCCCUCUCCGCUCAGCAGACGUAGGCGUGACCUUCCCAUGCAGUGGAGCUCACUACUGUUUUCUCAAGAGGUGCUUUGGCAAUGUGAUCUCUUUCCUGAAUCUCUGGACCACCUUUCUGGGCCCAAGGCUCGCUGCCAGGCAGGCUCCGCUCCUUGCUGAGUACAGCAUCCAGCCUUUUUAUCCCAGCUGCUCUGCUCCAAAGCUGGUGAAGAAACGUCUGGCGCUAGGAGUUCUGAGUUCUCGUGGUGUGAGAGAGGUGACUCGGCUUCAGAUAGACAGCGUGAUGCUGAAAAUGGCCACGCACGGCCUUCUUCCCUAAGUGCGGUAGUGUUGCCGGUGAAAGGGAGAAGGGAGAAGGGAGAAGGGAGAAUUAUUUCAGAACUCUUUCAAUGCUGACUUUCCAGAAGCCUCCCAGUUGACAGAAGCCAUCUUCCAAGGAUAUUUUGCCUAUUCAGAUGAGCUAAAGAAACCCAGAAAAGUAAUUCGAAAGUACUUAUUUCUUGCAUUCUCUCUGGUAACUCUUGUUUAUUUACUGGUUAACAUUUCCUACCUGACUGUUCUGACCCCCAAGGAAAUGCUCUCUUCAGUGAUUAUGUUCGGGAUACUUUAA
This is a messenger RNA of Dama dama (fallow deer), 1044 nucleotides long. It is a transcript of the gene SLC7A13, whose product is annotated as solute carrier family 7 member 13. The transcript has 6 exons. Gene Ontology annotation, biological process: amino acid transmembrane transport. NCBI's taxonomy places the organism in Eukaryota, Metazoa, Chordata, Mammalia, Artiodactyla, Cervidae. The record is from RefSeq and is a predicted model, not a curated record. Gene Ontology annotation, molecular function: L-amino acid transmembrane transporter activity.